Canis lupus familiaris (dog) is the source of this 3533-nucleotide messenger RNA. Its product is annotated as toll-like receptor 6. Gene Ontology annotation, cellular component: membrane; Toll-like receptor 2-Toll-like receptor 6 protein complex. Gene Ontology annotation, molecular function: lipopeptide binding; Toll-like receptor 2 binding; transmembrane signaling receptor activity. The coding region runs from base 266 to 2659 and encodes 797 amino acids. Lineage: Eukaryota; Metazoa; Chordata; Mammalia; Carnivora; Canidae. Gene Ontology annotation, biological process: cellular response to diacyl bacterial lipopeptide; toll-like receptor signaling pathway; immune response. The record is from RefSeq and is a predicted model, not a curated record. The transcript is spliced from 3 exons.
CGGGGGCCUGUGGCUUACUUUCUCUUUCUUCUAAGCAGGAGACGUCUAGGUAAGUAAACUGGCUUUUGUGGCCCUUCCAGAUUACGGCUCCCACACUUCAACUAUGCGAGAAAAUGCCAAAGGCGACACCGGAGGCAGGACCCUUGUGAUUACAUUGAUUCCAUUUGAAUAAUCCAGGACAACCCUCUUAUUUAAGAAUUUGGAUACAUAUCAAGAUGCUCUGAAGAACAGCAACAACCCUUUGGGGAAUAGUCAUUUCAACAUCAUGAUCAAAGACAAAGACUCUAUCACUGGAAGCUUCCAUUUUGUGUACAUUGUGACCUUAAUAGUUGGAACCAUAAUCCAAUUCUCUGAUGAAAGUGAAUUUACAGUAGACAUGUCAAAUAUGAACCUUACUCAUGUCCCAGAAGACCUGCCACCAAAAACCAAAAUCUUAGAUAUGUCUCAGAACAAUAUAUCUGAGCUUCACCUCUCUGACAUGAGCUAUCUCUCAGGACUAAAAAUAUUGAGAAUUUCUCAUAAUAGAAUCUGGUGGCUUGAUUUUAGCAUUUUCAAGUUCAACCAGGAUUUGGAAUAUUUGGAUUUAUCUUACAAUCAGUUACGGAACAUGUCCUGCCAUCUUAUCAGGAGUCUCAAGCAUUUAGACCUCUCAUUCAAUGACUUUCAUGUCCUGCCCAUCUGUAAGGAAUUUGGCAACUUGACACAACUACAAUUCUUAGGUUUAAGUGCUACAAAGUUACGGCAAUUAGAUCUGCUACCAAUUGCUCAUUUGCAUCUAAGUUAUAUCCUUCUGGAUUUACAAGGUUAUUAUGCAAAAGAAAGUGAAAAAGGAAGUCUUCAAAUUCUAGAUACAAAAACACUUCAUCUUGUUUUUCAUCCAAAUCAGUUAUUCUCUGUCCAAGCAAACAUGUUAGUUAAUAAUUUAGGGUGCUUACAACUGACUAAUAUUAAGUUGAAUAAUGACAACUGUCAAGUUUUAAUUCAAUUUUUAUCAGAACUCACCAGAGGUCCAACUUUACUGAAUUUUACUCUCCAACAUGUGAAAACAACUUGGAAAUGCUUGGUUAGAAUUUUUAAAUUUCUUUGGCCCAAACCUGUACAAUAUCUCAAUAUUUAUAAUUUAACAAUAGUUGAAAGCAUUAAUAAGGAAUAUAUUCAUUAUCCUAAAACAGCACUGAAAGCAUUGACAAUAGAGCAUGUUAAAAAUGAAGUUUUUCUUUUUUCACAGACAGCGUUAUACACAAUUUUUUCUGAGAUGAACAUUAUGAUGUUAACCAUAUCAGACACACCUUUUAUACACAUGCUUUGUCCUCCACCAUCAAACACAUUUAAGUUUUUGAACUUUACCCAGAAUGUUUUCACAGAUAGUGUUUUUCAAAGUUGUUCCCACCUAGUUAGAUUGGAAACACUUAUCUUACGAAAGAAUAAAUUGAAAGACCUUUACAAAGUAGGUCUCAUGACGAAGCAUAUGACAUCUUUGGAAAUAUUGGAUGUUAGUGUGAAUUCUUUGGAAUAUGAUAGAUAUGAUGGAAAUUGCACUUGGGUUGGGAGUAUAGUGGUGUUAAAUUUGUCUUCAAAUAUACUUACUGACUCUGUUUUCAGAUGUUUACCUCCCAAGGUCAAGGUGCUUGAUCUUCACGAUAACAGAAUAAGGAGCAUUCCUAAACCAAUCAUGAAGCUAGAAGAUUUGCAAGAACUCAAUGUUGCUUCCAAUUCUUUAGCCCACUUUCCUGACUGUGGUACUUUUAAUAGGCUUUCUGUACUGAUCAUUGACUCUAAUUCAAUUUCCAAUCCAUCAGCUAAUUUCCUCCAGAGCUGCCAUAACAUUAGGUCCAUGAGCGCAGGGAAUAAUCCAUUCCAAUGUACAUGUGAGCUGAGAGAAUUUGUCCAAAGUCUAGGCCAGGUAGCAAGCAAAGUAGUAGAGGGUUGGCCUGAUUCUUAUAAGUGUGACUCUCCAGAAAACUAUAAGGGAACCCUACUGAAGGACUUUCACGUGUCUCCGUUAUCCUGCAACACAACUCUGCUGCUUGUCACCAUUGGGGUCGCUGUGCUAGUGUUCACUGUUACUGUGACUGCGCUCUGUAUCUACUUUGAUCUGCCCUGGUAUCUUAGGAUGGUGUUUCAGUGGACCCAGACCCGGCGCAGGGCAAGAAACACACCCUUAGAAGAACUCCAAAGAACCAUCCAGUUCCAUGCUUUUAUUUCAUACAGUGAACAUGAUUCUGCCUGGGUGAAGAAUGAACUGGUACCCUGCCUAGAAAAAGAAGAACUAAGGAUUUGUCUCCAUGAGAGAAACUUUAUUCCUGGCAAGAGCAUUGUGGAAAAUAUCAUAAACUGCAUUGAGAAAAGUUACAAGUCCAUCUUUGUUCUGUCUCCCAACUUUGUUCAGAGUGAGUGGUGCCAUUAUGAACUGUACUUUGCCCACCACAAUCUCUUUCAUGAAGGAUCUAAUAACUUAAUCUUGAUCUUGCUGGAACCCAUUCCACAGAACUGCAUUCCCAGCAAGUAUCACAAGCUGAGGGCUCUCAUGACGCAGCGGACUUACUUGGAAUGGCCCAAGGAGAAGAGCAAACAUGGACUUUUUUGGGCUAAUAUUAGAGCUGCUUUUAAUAUGAAGUUAACACUAAUUGCUGAAAACAAUAACGCAGAAGCUUCUUAAAAAUCAGGAAAUCCCAUUUAAGAAACCAUCAUUAACUUGGAUUCUGAUGAACAUGAUGGUUUUUUUUUUUUUUAAUUUAUUUAUGAUAGUCACACAGAGAGAGAGAGAGAGAGAGAGAGGCAGAGACACAGGCAGAGGGAGAAGCAGGCUCCAUGCACCGGGAGCCCGACGUGGGAUUCGAUCCCGGGUCUCCAGGAUCGCGCCCUGGGCCAAAGGCAGGCGCUAAACCGCAGCGCCACCCAGGGAUCCCGAACAUGAUGGUUUUAAGUUGCUGUCUAGAUGGUGCCCCUAGUCUCUCUACACAUUCAGUGAAGACUUCAUGAAAACUGUUUCAGCUCAUCUGGGGAGCAAGGCUGGAGGCUGAGGUGGUGCUCAAACCUGUGUAUUACAGGUAGCUCAGUGGCUUCUGGUUCAACCAUUCUGUUUCAAAUGCAAACACCCUUGAGUAAAUGCUUGUUAGAGGACCUUUGCUCUCCCUUCUCCUUUCCCAAAUGGAUUCUGUGUGAGCAGGAGUUUAUGGGACUUCAUGGUGACAAGGAAAGGCUCAACCUCAGAAAUGUACACAAUGGCCCUUGGAGUGUCUUAUGGAGCCUCAUUGGCCUCUAGGUGAACUUUGUCAUCCUGUUCAACUUUGGAGUUUGGGAAAAAAUUAGACCAGUUAUAAAAAAUAAAGAUUUUUUUCUGAGUAUAUUAUUAAAUUUUUGAUCCUGGCACACAAAUAUGUAGUUAACCAGUGGGGACUCAUGAUUUAAUAAUUUAUAUAUAUAAAGGGAAACACAGUUGACCCUUGAACAACAUGGGUUUGAACUGCAUGGAUCCACUUGUACGUGAACUUUUUACAGUACAGUAGAAUAAAUAUAUUUUGUCUUCCUUG